GGUAGGGUGCUGGUAACGGGUAACGGUGUUAUCGCAAUAAUGGAUAGAUGAAGGAGCCGCGUGGGCGAAUGACGUCAUUCGCCCACCUGUAGCCACCUAAACGUUUUACGAACCACCCUUAUAUUUCGCUACACAUAGGGUGCUCGAAAAAUAGAGAACAUGCGGAAAGUAUGAUCUAUUUCAAAUGUUCCCACUUCUGGGUAAAAGUAUUGACCAUAAAACGGCGGAUAACAAAUAAAGCAAGUACAAUCCGAUUACGAAUAAUAAUUACAGUAAAAAACUAGCCUACGCAGGUAAUGGAAAAUUAUACUUACAUAUAUAUCCCUAUUUGUAUCCAGCGAAGAUAAUAGAAUAAUCUAUUUCUCGGAUUUAAAGUUGGAAUUUCACCGAUUUUUGGAAGCGGGAAUUUUCUUUUCAACUCCGUGAAUUGAUGAUUUUAUUGUGAUAGGUCGUCAAAAUGAUCCGCGUCAUUAUUUGGGAACGUUCUGAAUCGUCUCGUUGAAACACCCCGUAGGUGCGGGCGUGAUACUCCUUUUACAUGUGUGCGUAUAAUCGCGGGGGUGAAAGACGGCGCCGGCCGCACCCCGACGUCGCGACAUCAGUCGUCGCCUCGACGGGGCUCAACAAGUUUCCGGGUAGACUUUGCGAUUCAAAAAUCUACCAGUCUCACUGAAAUUUUGACGCUGAAAAACAGGAGGUGUUACUUCUUUUUGACAUAGUGAUUUAAUCGAGAAUGAAGUCAGGGGCUGGUAACGUGGACAGUCUGGAAGAAGAAUGGGCAUCCAGCUCUACUAAGGGAGGUAGAAUUAUAAGGAGGAGAUCUAGGAGGACGGAGAGACUGAAUUUUAAAUCGUCUAGAGCUAAUUCUCGAACGACUACACCUAGAGAAAGAACGUUGAGAAGAUUGGAGAGCAAUGAAAGAGAAAGAAUGAGAAUGCACAGCUUGAACGACGCGUUUCAGUCCUUGAGGGAGGUAAUUCCGCAUGUAAGUAAAGAAAGACGUUUAUCCAAGAUUGAAACAUUGACAUUGGCAAAGAAUUACAUAGUAGCGCUGACAGAUGUGAUAUGCGCGAUGAGGAAUGACGAACAAUCUUCGGACCAGCAAAUACCAGAGGAUCCCAGCGAAACCGUAUCAAAUCGAACAGUUCACAUAAAUAUAAACUCUCCAGGAUCUUCGAGACCUUCGAGCCCCGAAGCACAGAGUUUUUACGAGAACAGCGGGCCUGAUUUGUCAUGGGAAAAUAACUCGGACAAGUGUCACGUAUUUUAAAAACUCAAUGGGAUUCGCUACACGUCGGUCUAACCGACGGUAUUAUUUCUGUUGGCAUUAUUUUAUAGUUGUAGGAUCGAUCAAAACUAGUUGAAGCAACACUGAUUAGAUAUCAAUAUCUUGCUCUUCUAGUCAGACAAUGGAAAGUAUUUCCAAGUACAGCUGUUAAGAGGCAAUGAAAACGAUAAUCAGUGAGCAAUUUUCACUAAUCUUCCCAGUAGCCUACCAGUGAUGAUGUAGUGAUCAUAUAUUAAAACAUGUGCCAAAAAAGUUUAAAUGAAGAUUGAAGAAACAGUAUUGAGAUCAAUUACCGACAAAGAAUAUCUCCGGGUAAUGAGAUAAAAUAUUUUUAGAGGAAUUAUAAGAUUUGGCAAAGAGAAAAUAUAUUCAAAUAUUAUUCGUCGGCUGAUUUUAGCAAAAAGAUGUUGCCAAAACGUAGACAAAUUUUAGCUACUAAAAUCUAUUACAUCUUCCUUAAAUAUGCUAUAAUAUAUCAAUUCGAAAAAAUUAGUAUUACGAUAUUCAAUAUUGUAUCUACAUAUACCUAAAGCAUCGAGAAAAAAAUAUCCAAAAUGGAUGAAUAAAUAUAUCUUUAGAGAAAUGGAAAUUUCAGAUAUGUAUAUUUGAUGAGACGAUAAUCAUAGUGAUUGAAUUGUAAUUCAGAGACUGUAUUCUAAGUCAUUGGCAAAUGAUAUAUGGUAAAAAAUUGGAAAAAUUGGAAACCUAACCUAUCCAAGGGCUUGCAGAAUCACGAAAUUAUUUUGCCAGACGUAAGAAACGUAGAAAUAUUUUUACAAAUUAUUAUAACUUACAUCGCAUGCAGCUGAGACACGUCCAAGUUAUUAAAUAUUAAAUUUAAUAACAGAGACAAAAAAAAAA
This is a messenger RNA of Athalia rosae (coleseed sawfly), 2149 nucleotides long. Its product is annotated as protein dimmed-like. Gene Ontology annotation, molecular function: protein dimerization activity. NCBI's taxonomy places the organism in Eukaryota, Metazoa, Arthropoda, Insecta, Hymenoptera, Athaliidae. Bases 734 to 1270 code for a protein of 178 amino acids. The transcript is spliced from 3 exons. The record is from RefSeq and is a predicted model, not a curated record.